This is a messenger RNA of Grus americana (Whooping crane), 1250 nucleotides long. RefSeq names its product glutamine amidotransferase-like class 1 domain-containing protein 3, mitochondrial. Lineage: Eukaryota; Metazoa; Chordata; Aves; Gruiformes; Gruidae. The transcript is spliced from 5 exons. The record is from RefSeq and is a predicted model, not a curated record. The coding region runs from base 472 to 1149 and encodes 225 amino acids.
AUACAGGACUCCUCUGCACCUAUACUCUGCUAUGUAGCCUGAGACGCAAAUUGAACUAUGCAUUGGGGUGGAAGAAAGUCAGAUGCCAUGUCUUUUUUAGAAGAAAGAAGAAUGGCCGGGCUUUGUGACCAUGUAAGAUCCCCCCCCGACGUUUAAAACUCCCCCCCACCUACAUUUUGUAGGCAGCAGGGAGAGCACCUAGUGAAAAACUGCCUGCAAGGAACUGCUUACGGCGUGCCGGACCCCGGGGCAGGCUGAGCCCCCGGGGCGCCAGCUGGUGGGGGGGGCGUCCCAAGACGCAAGCCCUGCGAGCCUGACGGCUGCGAGGAGCUGCAAGAUGGAGGCCGAGCCGCAACCCAGCGGCGCAGGCGCAGCAGGAAGAGGGGGGCGGUUCUGUGAAGCCCAGGUUCACCGGCUUCAGCAGCCUUUGACUGGGCCUGAGGGGUGGGUGCUCGGCGGGAGGAGGCCGUCAUGGGCAAGCGGGUGGCCUUGGUUCUCGCCGGCUGCGGUGUUUUCGACGGCAGCGAGAUUCACGAAGCCUCGGCGACGCUGGUGCACCUCAGCCGCGGCGGCGCGGAGGUGAAGAUAUUUGCCCCUGAUAUUGAGCAAAGGGAUGUAGUCAAUCACCUGAAAGGAGGACCAACAGAAGAGAAGAGAAAUGUGUUAGUUGAAAGUGCCAGAUUGGCAAGAGGAGACAUUCAGGAUUUGGCAGAAUUGAAAGCUAGUGAAUUCGAUGCGGUCAUUUUCCCUGGUGGUUUUGGUGUAGCAAAGAACCUGUGUUCCUGGGCUGUAGAUGGCAAGAACUGCACUGUCAACGAGCACGUGAACUCCACGCUCCAAGCUUUCCACAGUGCUAAAAAGCCCAUUGGUUUGUGUUGUAUAUCACCAGUCCUGGCAGCUAAAGUCUUUCCUGGUUGUGAGGUCACAGUCGGCCAAGAUAAAAACGUAGAUGGAAGAUUUCCUGAUGCUGAAACUGCAUCUGCUAUAGCAGAGCUUGGAUGUAAGCACAUUUGCAAAAAUGUAAAUGAAUCCCAUGUGGACAAAGCCAAUAAAAUAGUUACUACCUGUGCUUUCAUGUGCAAGGCUCCUCUGCAUGAAAUCUUUGAUGGAAUUGGAACAAUGGUACAAGAAGUCCUGAAACUUGCCUGACUGGAAGCUUACAGGCUUCUGCAAGGAAAUCAGUUUAGCUAAGCAUAAGCAUGUAGCUUCGUUUCAUUGUAUUAAUAAAAUAAUGCAACUAUUAAACUUCA